This is a messenger RNA of Adelges cooleyi (spruce gall adelgid), 858 nucleotides long. RefSeq lists its product as uncharacterized. Bases 151 to 858 code for a protein of 235 amino acids. The transcript is spliced from 13 exons. The record is from RefSeq and is a predicted model, not a curated record. Lineage: Eukaryota; Metazoa; Arthropoda; Insecta; Hemiptera; Adelgidae.
AUGUUGCUUAUGUUAACAAAUUCGCAAAAACAAUUUUGCAAAAUACAUCUGGAUUUUAUUUUUUGGGUCGGUAAUAUAUAAGCCUUUCGAUUAGUCGUAAAAAAACAUUGAAGCAGCCAGUAUAACUAUCAUUGCAAUUAUUUCACAAAAAUGAAACUUUUCUAUGUGAUAGUGAUCUAUGCGUUUUUAAAUGUUGUGGCAAAUGGUGCUUAUAAUACAGAAGUUAGAAGGAACCCUGAAGAUAAACUCACUGACGUACAUAUUGAUACAGAAAAUGUAGAAGAUAGAAAGAACCUUGAAACUACAAACGAACUCAUUCGCACAAUGGUUCUUAGAAAGACCGCGUGGUUCUACAUAAAAAAUUUUGCUUGGCAACAAAGAUUAUCGAUGAAGCAUUUGACUUUUAUGUUUGCGAUACCUGAACAAGAUUGUGAUAACAACUCCUUUCUCCAGUACAUGAUGGAGCUAUAUCUGCUAUAUAAUUUACUCGAAUACUCAGGCACUACUGUCGUUAAGCUUACACCUUUUGUUAAAGGUCUUGACAGUAUGGAUGACCUGGGAGCUAAGCGAAGAGAUCUGUUGCUUAAACCAUUAGGCGAUUUAAUAACGAAUAUUAUAAAUCAACCAGAGAACCAUCAUGUUGAAUUUAUCCACAUAUGUCGAAUCAUAGGAUUGUUCAUGAGUGUACAAUAUCCAAAACAAUACGCAACAAAUGCUGCUAUUUCACUCGACCAUACUUGUGUUAUAAGUCAUGGAGAGACAGUCAUAAAGUCAUACAAAUACGUUGGGACUGAUUUACAUAAUGUAGAUAACGAAAACCAUAUGUCGGUAGGGAAAAGCAUAACUCUUGAGUUAUAA